GAAGGCAAGACGAAAGCUGAGAUUGCCAGGCUCCUUGGUCGGUCCGAGCAGUUUGUCGCCAAGUGGUGGCAGAAGGACGAGCGAGAAAUUCCCCGACCCUGGGGUGUUCAUGAGUACAUGUCCAAAGAGCUCGGCACGAAAACUGCAACGAGCCAAGCCACGCUUUCUGAGAACUCAGAAGUCUCCACAGCCGCCUGGUGGCGGGACGUCGAGGUUCGACGGAAGUACCACGUGGAUGCCGAUGUGUACGACGAGCUCCUGAACAACACGGAGUGGAAGUCGUCCGCUGCUCGGACCAGAGACUUCUCCACUGGAGCCUCCCAUGUCAAGUACGACAAGGAGGGGAAGAUGAAGUUGCAGGGGAACCAGAGUGCCAAGUACACCAAAGGAUCAUCCCCGGCUUUUGACAAGAUGCUUCAGAAGUUCUUCUCGGAGUAUGGCCUGGCAGAGCGGACAUCCGGCAUAGGACUGAACUGGUACCCAGAUGGCGAUGCGGUGCUCGGAAGUCACCGCCACGAUUGUUGGACUGCUCUGUUCUCAUUCGGCGACGAACGCAUUCUGACGAUCGACAAGACGCCUCUGCUCCUUCAAGACUGCGACCUCGUAAUCUUUGGCACGCAGCGGCAUGGCGUCCCGAAGAUGCCAGAGAUCAAGGGCGGACGCAUCACGGUGCCGAUUUUCUUCUACCCCACCCACAUGCAGAUGAAGAAGCAGUGGCAGACUCUGACCGAUCCCGAGGAUCCCCGUCGCUCUAAUGAGCUUGCGAAGCUGCAGUCCACGCACCAGCUCGGCAGCGAUGUGGUGGGGCAGUCGUUGUGGAGUGAUCCUCAGCGCAGCUUGGCUUUGGAGCAGCUUUUACAGCUCGGCUUCGAUCUCGACGCAUCGCGCCAUGCGCUGCAGGCUUCCGCCUUCGACCCGGAGCAGGCUGCCGAGCUUCUCCUUCUCUCGGGAGCAGCGGACCUUGAUCUGGAUCAGAUCUCCGGAAGGACCCAGGCGGAUCUCCAGAAUGAAGAGGAGGAGGCCGCUCCUUCGGGCUCUUCGGGUCCUUUGCUACGCGGUGCUCGCUGGGCCAAGCGAGGUCCAAGCACGGCGGAGGAUGAGACGCUGGCUCUGAAACUGCAAUUCGAAGACGAGAGUUUGCUGCCCUUUGCUGCUGGAGCUUGCUGCGACAUGCAUGUCGAAGACAUGGAUGCCGCUAUUGCUGCGCAGAUGGAGGAGGAAGAGAAUGCUGGCGGUGAUGACAAAACCUUCCUCCUGGCACAGCAGUUUGAAGAGUACGAGCAGCAGAUGAAGCGUGAUGAUGCGGAGAGAUGGCAUGGCAAAGGUGAUCUCAUGCAGUCGAACUUCGCUCGGGAAAAUCUGUCAUUGCAGACCAUGGAGAAGGUCAUGUGCUACUCGCUUGGCCAUGGCCAGCUAAGCGAGAAGAGCUUCUAUGAGCUGCUCCAGGUGAGCUCCAUCAAAGUUGUCUACGACUUCAGAGCCAGCGACCACCGGGGAGAGGUGCAUUCACCGCAGCCACACUUCGCCGUCCGAGCGCUGAAAUCUAGCUGCCGGGUCCGGGGCAUUGCCUACAAGCACGUGGCACUGGGCCGAGAAUCUGCCUAUGGCAUCCUGAAACACGUGAAAACAGAUGAGGCGCAGCAUGCUCUUAUCGAGUUGGCUUGGCAUGCGAAGCGCGGAAGGACGUGCUUCCUAGGCUUCGACUCAAACUGGAAGCAUGACCACCGACAGGUCAUUGCUGAGGAGCUGGUGCUUGCGGGUCAUUCCGUGAAGCACAUCGAUAGUACUGGGGCUAUGGAAGACCACCAGCGCAUCGACAAGUGGCCGGACUUCCUCGUUCAGGAAGAGGACCGACUGCGCACAUUGGAGAAGCAGCGCCAGGCUGGCGACCUUCGUCGGCAGGAGAAGUCGGCCGUGGAUCGCUCAUCCGAGGCGGUCGCAGCAAAGCUCAUGAAGCCCCAGCAAGAGAUUGAUGCCAUGGACGAGCUGCGCGCGGCUUCCAACCAGGUGGAGCUGGAGCGAGCCCAGCGCAAUCUGGCACGGCUGCAGCGCAUUGGCGACAAGCAUGGGGCGCUGGCCAAUAAGAUCGUCAAGGCAGCGCCACAGUGGGUCCUAGAUCAAGCGAGAGAGCAAGUGGAGUGGAUAGCAAAGAAGAAGGCAGAGAAGAAGGCAGCCGAGGAGGACGAGAAGCAGGCCGAGAGCACGCCAAAAG
Molecule: messenger RNA, 2212 nt
Organism: Symbiodinium sp. CCMP2456
Lineage: Eukaryota; Dinophyceae; Suessiales; Symbiodiniaceae
Source: the annotation of a GenBank genome assembly